Anastrepha ludens (Mexican fruit fly) is the source of this 7781-nucleotide messenger RNA. RefSeq lists its product as uncharacterized. Lineage: Eukaryota; Metazoa; Arthropoda; Insecta; Diptera; Tephritidae. The record is from RefSeq and is a predicted model, not a curated record. Bases 259 to 2493 code for a protein of 744 amino acids. The transcript is spliced from 6 exons.
AUGAGCACUCUUUCGCGAAUAGCAUGCAAAAGAAAAGUCCUGAAAGGAAUAUGAAAAAGGCGAAAGCAAAUCCGAGAGGAAUUUUUCAAGCAAGUUCAGUUUUUCUUGUAAGAAAAAUACUGUGAAAAAAUCUUAUUGGAAAACGAAAUUAAUAAAAAAAAGGAUUAAUUUAGGUAACGUUGCAAGGAAAAUAAAAGAAAAGAAAUAAGUGGUGAAUAAAAGUGAUUCCUUCGUAUAAAUUUUGCUGCAGUUAAAGAAAUGAAUAAUCUGGAUCACGUAAAGAACUUCUAUCCGGAGAACUAUAAAUUAGAUCUGUCGGAAACUAUGAAGGCAGCACUCUCAAAGGGCCCAGGAGGAGUAGGAGUUGGUGUCAAUGUAGGUGGGCUUGGUGGUGGGGGUGGUAGUGGGACAGGUGGUGCUGGCGGCAGUGGCGGGGCACAUGGAAUGGGGGCGCCAGUCUCCCAUAGUGAAAUACAGGGAGCUAGCGGUACUGGUAUCCCUGGUGUUGGAUACGUAACAGAAAAACUGUAUAUGUUAUUGCAGCUAUACUUGCAAAAUAAAGGAUGGAAUCCCAGUGCUGAAUUAUUGCAAUGUUUCACAGAUCUAAAGGAUAACGCUAUGCUUCCUAGCGCAGCCUAUUUGCAAAUUCUAGCUAAUCGUCUGACCCUGGACGCCCAGGGACGUUUAAUACUGCGUGAAAAUGGCAAAAUUGUUCUUCCAUUUGAGCAUUUCGCUAACGCCGUAAUGCUGAAACACAUGUCUGGGCCCCAUGGAUUACAUUUAAGUGUUGAAGCUACUGUGCGCGCGGUAAUCGAAUCUUAUACUAUUGGUCGGGAAAAUUUCGGAAUGGAGAAGGAAUUUAUUAUUGAAGUGGUACAGUCUUGUCCCAGCCCGGCAUGUCGAUAUUAUAAGAACCAUCUUGGUAUGUCACCGUUACCAUUUAUGGAGCAACAAUUUCCGGGUGUGAAUCCCGCAGACUUCCUACAGCAUUUGCCACACUUACCACCACCACCGCCACCGUCUCAUCAAAUGGUCGCUGGCUCUGCUAACAGUGGAGUGUCGUCAACGGGAUCUGCUAGCUCUGGUGGGAGUAGUAGUAAUGUUGGUCCCACUGGCAGUUCCGUCGGUGCUGGCGGAGAAGUCGACUUAACCAAAAGUUCAUCAGCAUCACAUGCACCAACACCAAAAGUGCCAGUGGUGCCAACACAGUUACAAAUGCUCACAAAACAGCAGCAAAAUAGUAUUCAAUCUCAGUUGUCACAACUUAGUGCUGCUGCGGCUGCCGCAGCCCACCACCAGCAACAACAACAGCAAGCAGCUGCUGCGGCUGCAGCUGCAGCUGCCGCUAAACAACAGCAACAACAACAAGCCCAGGCACAGGCCCAAGCACAGGCAGCAGCUGUAGCUCAGCAACAACAGCAACAACAAUUGACGGCAGCACUCUUGCAGCAGCAACAGAGUCGUGCAUUGGCACAGCAAAGUUUGGAAAAAUUCAAUAAUUUGACCGCUUUAGAGAAACAGCGAGUGUUACAACAGUUAGACCCCAAGCAUUUCGAUCCAAUGGCCGUAGCUGCAGCAGCAGCUAAUCUGCAAAUGCAGGGCAUUAAUGAUUUUAGGGUAGCCGCAAUUGCCGCAGCAGCUGCACAAGCUGCUGGAAAUUCUACUAUGGUGCCACCGUCUUCCACUGCUGCAUGCGGAUCUUCAAUUACCGUCAGCAGUGGCAUUAAUAGCAGUAAUAAUAAUAUGAUUGGAAGUGGAAGUAGCAACAGUGGUAUGGGAAGCAGUAGUGGCAAUUUAAGUAGCGCAGCUGUUUUGCCUUCAUCUGUUGGGAUCAUGAGCACCAGUGGCAGCAGUAGUAGUUCAGUACACAAUUCUGUUAGUAGCUCAAGUAACAGUAACAUCAUUGGUAUAAGUGGCAGCGCCAGCAAUAGCAACAGUCAUCAUAAUCAUCAAUUGCCACCGCCAUCACAAUCGCCUAGCGCUCACUCCAGUCACUCUUCGUCAUCGUCUUCAUCGCAUUCAACAGAACAAAUUGUGCAGAAAAAUGUAGAGCUAUUGCGCUCCAAUUUGGAAUCGAUCGAAUCUAAUAAAGAUUUGCUGGCAUUGCAUAAUGGCGCUUGGACUGUGCCAGAUAGUAAUCGUGAACCUUUACCAGUGGGUCAAGAUAAAAUAGUACGUAUUUUUGCUGAGCUCAUGCGUAAUAUGGCACGUAUGAAGACUUAUAUACGUCCAUCAAUGUGUAAACCAUAUGGCAAACAGAGCGAAAGCUUACAAAAAACACUUCUGGAUACAAUUCAAAUUGUGCAAACUCUACGUAAUUGCUUACCAGCACCACAUAUCCCGGUAUCAUCGUGGAAAAGCGAAAGCGAGGGCAGCGCUGGAUUAAUAACUUCUAACAGUGGCGUAGGAGGUAAUACUGGUACUAACGUAAUGGGUGGGGUUGUUGGUAGUGGAUUAAUGGUGACAAAUAGAGUGGAGAAUUUGACCAAUUGAACCAAUUGAAUAUAAGCAAAAAGUUAUAAUUUUCUUAUUCGUCAACUAGUAUGUUUGUAGAAACUUAAAUAAUUUUCUCGAAGAACACCCUCUCUUACAGUUGUCUAAAUUGUGAUAACAAAUCGCAUUCUUGACAACAUUUCAAUAAUUUAAUUUUCAACCGAUCUGAUGCAUUUGAAAUACCGAUUAUUUAUAUCUUCUGGUUACUGUUAUUUGCCCCUAAUUUUCGUUUCGUUUUGGCCAUACCUAAGGCAAAUUCGUUUAAGAUGGUAGCAGUUCUAAAAACACCAAAUUGUUCAUGUAUUUGGACUUCGAAUUUUAAUUUGGUUGUUGAAUGUCAAAAUCAGCUGAUUACUCUUUAUGAAUUUCGAUCAGAAUGUAAACAAAAACAGAUCACUUUAGACAUUGAAACCACCAAAAUGAAAGAAAAACCAAGUCAGCUAUUUUAGUAACACUACCUUAUAUUGCGUGCAUGUGCAGCCCUCAACUCUUUCAUUAAAAAAAAGAACACACAUACAAUUUUCAAGCUAAAUGCAAGUAAAUGCCGCAUUAUUUCAGCAUUUAGAUGAAUGUGAUAGCAAUUUUCCAAAAAACGGGUAGUUCAACAAGGUUCAUUUAAUACCAUUGCCUCUAUAUUUUUUGGCAGUUUGGUUUCAAGUUAUUUUAACGUAAUUUAAAUUAAAUGUUUGGUUUAUAUUUUGGGUAUUUUAAAUUUUUGGUGUGAAGCUAUAAUGACAAGAGCAAUUCUUGCACCCCGGAUACAGAGGAGCUUUUUAUUUCAAUAUAAGGGGUGGUUAAGUUUCAAGGACCAGUGUUGAUUUUGAAUGAAAUACAAUUUUUUUAGGAAGUUAUUGUAAUUUCUCUUCAUUAUGAUAAUAUUAGUAUGGCUCAAUAACGUAUGGUACAAAAUAUCGGCCAAAUGGCCGCCGCGGACUCGGCGGCACACCUCCAUCCAAUGGUCCAAAUUUUCGAUGACGCUGUGGCAUAAUUGAGGCUCUAUGCCGUUAAUGUGCCGAAUUAUCUCAUCCUUUAACUCGUGAAUUAUUGCUGGCUUAUCGACGUACACCUUUUCUUUCAAAUAACCCCAAAGAAAGAAGUCCAACGGUGUCAAAUCACAUGAUCUUGGCGGCCAAUUGACAUCGCCGCGAUGUGAGAUUAUUCGGCCAUCAAAUUUUUCGCGCAAAAGAGCCAUUGUUUCGUUAGCUGUGUGACAAGUGGCAGCGUUUUGUUGAAACCACGUAUCGUCCAAAUCCAUAUCUUUCAAUUCGGCCCAUAAAAAGUUCGUUAUCAUCUCACGAUAGCGAACACUAUUCACAGUAACUGUCUGUGAAAGAAUACGGCCCAAUGAUGCCGCCGACCCAUAAACUGCACAAAACAGUCACUCGGUUGGUUUUUCGGCAAUCACUCUUGGAUUAUCAUUCGCCCAAAUGCGGCAAUUCUGCUUAUUGACGAAUCCACUGAGGUGAAAAUGUUUCUCAUCACUGAAGAUAAUUUUCUUCACGAAGCGCGCGAUAUGCAUUUUGAUUUGAACGUCCGUUUUAUAAUAAGCCUGAAUAUCUUUAACGCGUUGCUCGAUUGUGUAUCUUUCCAUGGUUCAAAUUGAGUUACAUAGUCUGAAAUUGGAAAAUGUCAAAUGAAAUGCAGAAAAAAACUUGACAUUUAGGUGCGGUUCACAUUCAACAUCGGCCCUUGAAAUUUAACCACCCUUUAUUAAGGAAUGAGUUAAUACCAAAAUAACAUUUUUAUCGCUUUUGUGAAAUAUCAGUGUUAUUAAAAUUGUUCGCAAAAUUCGCAAAUCGAGGUGUUUUUCCACAACUACGGUAAAAUUGAGAACUAUAGAUAUCUUCUUCUUCUUGAUUGGUGCGAUAACCGCUUAUGCGAUUUUGUCCGAGUUUAACAAAGUGCGCCAGUCAUUUCUUUCUCGUGCUAAUCGCAGGCAGUUGGACACACUUAGUGAAGCCAAACCUUUAUCCACCUGAUCUUUCCAACGCAGAGGAGGCCUUCCUCUCCCUUUGCUACCACCAGCUGGUACAACUAGCCCUGUCUAGUGCACCGUGCCCCGCAUCGAACGCUUUCAGAGCCGUAGCGUUUGUAUGCACUCGGAUGGCAUGACCCAGCUAACGGAGUGGUUGAUUCUCUAUACUCGCCGUCGCCAACGUGCAAAGGCCCUAAAAUCAUUCUUCUCUCAAACAUUGUCAUCGUCCAAGCUUCUACGCCACACGUUAGGGCGGGCAUGAUGAGAGUUCUGUAGAGUGUUAGUUUUGUUCGUCGAGAGAGGACUUUACUGCUCAGUUGCCUACUUAGUCCAAAGUAGAACUUAUUGGCAAAAGAUAUUCGUCGUUGGUUGUCACGGCUGACAUUGUUAUCGGUGUUAAUGCUGGUUUCAAAAUAGUCUCGAAAUCAUAACUGUCAACAGUGACGUGGGCGCCUGUUUGUUUAAUAUAGGAGGAACUUCGUUUUGUCCCCGUCCACCACCAGAAUCAUUCCCUUUGCUUCUUUUUCCAGUUUGAAAAAGGCAUAACUAACAGCGCGGUUGUUAAGGCCGAACUAUAGAUUUACCAUUAAUAAAAUAAAUAGGUAGUAUUUCACAGCUGUUUCAAAAUGAGGACAAAUAUUUUAUAACAAAAACAUAUGAUUCUGACUGUAAGUAAAUGUACAUUAAUAAAUGCGAUGUCGGAAAAAGCAAUGUACGAAAGUGCCAAUAUCGAAUUUAGGGCUGAGCAUGAGCAAUGUACAUGCCAUCACAUGCAAAAUAAAAUUUAAUUUCAUUAUUGUAGCAAUUUGGUAACCCGAAGGCAGCAGUAGUACGGGAUUUGACCGCCCAUGACUAAAAACAUUCAAUGCUUAAUUUACUUCUCUUUCAACUUUAUUAGUUUAGGUAUUAUCAGAAUAUUUGAAGUAUUGUGAGGCUUCUGAUAUAAUAUUUUGAUUAAAACAAUAUUUGUACUCUACACCGAUGAAAAAAAGACAGGUGGUUCUCAAAAUGAAUAAGAAAUAUAUCACACGACAAAAAAGAAAAGGUAGAAAUGUAGUAAAAAGUAAAAGUCAGUGUCAAAACUUCUGCUGAUUUAGCAAUUGGUGGCAAACCACCAUCCGUGGCAGACGAAGGACUGGCGCAAUUACGUUUUGCUAUUAUUGCAGGUUAAUUUACUACUUAUCCAGGACAUACUAAACGUAUGCCCAAUAUGUGCUAAAACUCACUCAUUGUUAACACCCUCUCCCUUUGAUCCAAUCCCGUUGAAGCAUCACGUUCAGAUCAUCUCAAAUACCAUAUUUGGUAUAGCACCUACCUAGAGAUGGCUUAGUAAGGCUGUUACACUAACAACAGCAUUGGAUAGAGUUAAAUUCAGUGCAUCUUUUACAGAGAUCAAUUUGACUGAAACUGGAAUAUCAUUUACUGCUUCUGAAGCAAAUCUAAUCGCAGAAUCAGUAUAAUCCCCCAUACAAAUUUGUAUAUUAUGAUUCAAGGUUGUAAACUGGGUGUACUUGUUUUGCACUUUUGGGCAUCCAAAAAUAUGCUUGACAGUCUACCUAAGAAAACCGUAUUUGCAAUGUGGUGCAAAGUUAAUCAUCCAAUUUUGUUUUUGAAUAACUUUUACUAAAUAAAAAAAUGUAUAUUAAUGGAAAUUUUUAUUUUGACCUUUACGCGCUCCAUUGCUUGCCUGCUUGUAAACUGCAGCUGUCUAGUGCACAAGUGUCAAAUAUAGUUGACAUAAAACACCACUUGCAAAAAUUAUAAAUCUUCCAAUAGGGUGAUUUUUUGCCACCUUGUUGUUUCCAAAUUUAUUCUCAUCAAAUCCUGUAUUAUUAGUAAACAGCGCUUUAUUUUCAAUGCAAAGUUAACGCAACAUCAACAAGUUCUCUUGUUAUAGUAUUUCGUUCCGUGCUGCAAAUGGUUUUCUUGUAAAUUGAUUUUUUAACCACAUCUACAUUUCGUCCCCUUUCUGUGUUAACGUCGUAACUGCAUUUUUUUCGAAAUUGCGAUGUUUAGUGAAAAACACUCCUUAACACUCCUGUUACGUAAAACAAAACAAACAUAAAAUGUUCAUAAUGAUUAUAGAUUUUUUUCAGAGCGUUUCGACUUUUCUCGUAUCUACAUGUUCGAAUUCAAAAACCUCGUAUCUACUAUAACUAUCGUAUCAAAGAAGUUAUAACUUUUCAUAUAAGUUAAGUAACUCUAAACAUUUUUAUCUAUUUACUGAAAAUUCUGAUUUUGUAGAUACGAGGUUAACACAGAAAGGGGACGAUUUUUCGUUGAGCUGUUGACAAGUUUUUUUUUUUGAAAAGAAAAACAACUUAGCAUAAAAAUAUGCAUGCAGGCAUCUUCAGAAUGUAUUUCAAUAUUUACUUUAUUGAAUGGGUUUAAAUAUAUUUUUAAUAAUUAGCCUUCACUACACUGAACAUUAGAAAUAUAAUAUUACGUCGAGUAAAAAUGUACUACUACUGCUGGCGUCGCCGUUGCCGAAUGGGUUGGUGCGCUACUACCAUUCGGAAUUCACAGGGAGAACGUCGGUUCGAAUCUCGGUGAAAACACCAAAAUUAAGAAAAACAUUUUUCUAAUAGCGGUCGCCCCUCGGCAGGCAAUGGCAAACCUCCGAGUGUAUUUCUGCUAUGAAAAAGCUCCUCAUAAAAAUAUCUGCCGUUCGGAGUCGGCUUGAAACUGUAGGUCCCUCCAUUUGUGGAACAACAUCAAGGCGCACAUCACAAAUACGAGGAGCAGCUUGGCCAAACACCCAGUAAGGGUGCACGCGCCAAUUAUAAAUAAAAAAAAAAAUGUACUAAAAAUUUAUAAAUUGUACGCGGAUAUUCUUUCGCUCAAAAAUGUACAGAAUACCAAUUUUUACAUACCUGUUAUGAUUUUUUUUUGUGUUUUCUUUUUAUAUAAUCCCUUGUAAUUUUGACUACUUUAGGCCGAGUUUUCAAAUGGCUGUUUAAUUAAGAGCAGGCUUUUCAUGGCAUUUUUAUAUUGUAUAAUCACUGAUACUAAAACGACUAAGACUGAAAUUUAAAGAGACUCGGUACUCAGAAAGUGUUUGGUGUAGAGUAUUAUUUUGUAAGUAUUUUUAUUUUAUUUUUUAUUAAAAUUCAUUAGGAAGUAAGUUUACAAGUGUUGAAUUAAGUAAAAGCUUUCGCUAAUAAAAGUUUUCAGAAUUAUUAAAAAAUGUAAAGCAAAAACAACACAAAGUGUGCAACAAGCACAUUUAGGUGCGUUAUUCCGCAAUAGACUUUUGGUAUUAACACUUCAGCAAUUAGAAAUAUCUCUUCCACUCUUUGGGCGACGUACAGUG